AGAGCUCAUGAAAACUCAUCCAGUAAGACCCACCACAAGUCCUCCCUCUGCAGCAGCAGAGCCAGCGACGCUGUCAGUCCCAUCAGCACCAGGAGAAGCUUCUCGCCAUCCUCAAACGCUGAAGUAGCCUGCAGGUUAGCCACAGAGGCUGCCAAACUGUCCACCGUCUUUUCAGAGAGGCGCUCUCCUUCUCCGACACCUUCCCACACCGAGUCCCUGCAAUCAGAGAGUCCAAAGAUAGGAGUGUCACUCCGCAUGGAGUCACAACCCUCCGCCACUCUUUAUGUGCGGAGCUCCCCCGAGUCUCUGCAGGCUGACAACCAAACCCCUAGAUGGAAACCUGACAGAACAGUACCUCAGACCAGAGCGGGACGCAUCUCUCCUCUCUUACCCCAGAAGGUCCUUUCUUCACCAGCGUCCCCCGCCCUGCCGGCUCGACUGCACCGUGCAUCCACCUCUCAGUCCCCGGUCUUAGAUCCACGGCAGCCAAAAGGUGCAUUGGGUACUGAGAACACGUCAACCCCACACCGCUGCCAGCCACCUCAGUACACAGGUGAACGUAAACCUCCAGGCAUGGAGCAAAGGCAGAGAUAUGAUCACCUGUUUUAUGGAUCAGCCAGAGACAGCCCUGAACUCUGCAGGAGACUUCUAUCCAGCCAAAGCACGGAGGCAAAGCCUGUGAGCUGGACCUCCAGGCACCAGGAGUGGAGGGAGGCCGGGACAGUCCAGGACAGGGAUGUACUCCAAGAACAUUACAGAAGGCAAAUAGUUGGAGUUUACAGUCCCAGCAAAGACGACUGGCAGAGGACGGCAGGAGGAGAACAAGGGAUGAAGGAGUCAGUUCAGAGGGACCAGAGACCAGUCAUAUUCAAAGAUAUGAGUGAGGACAUUCAGGACCACAGUGGGGGGGCUGGGUCUUCCUCUCAAAGCUCCAGUGGAGUAACGGGAAGUCUAGGAGACAGCUUACAGCCAGACAGGAUCGACACACUGUCUCCUGAGACAUCCAGCCAGUCCAGCCACGACACAGCCGACACCGGCUCAGGGAUUCAGUCAGACAGCGGCUCAGCAUCCACUCCGUCUUCACGUUCACAAAAGAUUGCACAGGCAAAGUGGGAGUUCCUGUUUGGAGGAGUGACGGGGGAGAGUCACUGCACGAAAAGACACGCAGACCGUCCAUCCUCCUCGCCCCCGUCCAGCAGCUCGCCCAGCCCCCCGCCCCCCUCCUCCCUCCACCUGAAAACCACAAACCAGAGGAGGGGGCAGGUCAGCCAGGGGCAGAAGUUAUCUCAUCACCAGGUGCGGAAGGUCGAGGUGGACCUAGUGACCCCCCAAACCAGAGGCUCCACCCCUAAGACGGGCAUCAUCCGCAAAACCAUCAAGUACUCUGAGACGGACCUGGACGCCGUCCCUCUGAGGUGCUACAGGGAGACAGACCUGGACGAGGUGAUGCGGGCGGAGGCAGAGGCAGAGGCCGCCGAGGACGGCGAGGUGGACUCGGCCUUUGGGAGUAACCGCAGCGUUAUAGGAAACUCCAACUACAGCCCUGCUAACGCCUCUCCAAGACCCGGGACAGGUGGAGGGAGGGAGGACGAGGAAGGGGAGGAUGGGCAGGAGGAGGAGGAGGAGGAGGAGGAGGAGGAGGGAGUUGUGAGCUGGGCCAGUGUGCGGAUGCUGGGAGACCGACAGAGACAGAGAGCGAACAGAGAGGAGGACGAGGUGUUCGGUCUGCUGCUGAAGGGGUCCUCAGACGCCUCUUCAAACAAUCAUGGCGGUCUUAAGUCUCCCAUCUCCCUUGGCAGCCCACGCCGACCCUCAGAGAGCAACCUCGACUCGUUCAGCCGCCAUUUUGAAAACAUCAUGGAGUCUCACCGAGCCAAAGGCACGUCGUACAGCAGCCUGGACAGCGUGGACCUCCUGACCUCUGGUUCCACGUCUGUGUUCACCUUCGACCUGCCCACCCUCACCCCAGAGAUCCAGAGUCAGAUCUGUGACAGUGCCAAGCAGAUCAUGGAGCUGAGCUUCGCUCCGCUUGCCCGACCUGAGCCGUCCGUCCCCUCGGAGCGGUCCCGCUCCUCAUUCGCCCUCAGCACCUCCGGCCCUGGGCUCCGCGGGGGCUCCAAAGACGACUCUGGACCUCCAGUUAGAUCCAAGUCAGAGAAAGAGACGUGGCGCCGCUCCAUCCUCAAAGACGGCUUCCGUAAGGCGAGCUCGGUCCCGUCCCUCAACAGCAACCCCCGAGAGCGUCCAGUGAACUGCCCUCCAGAGCUGCUGUACCCUCAGGCCGACGUCGCAGAGCGACUGGCACUUAGCGGCAGCGAUGACGUGAUGGCCAACGGAACAAAGCCUGACCUGCAGGCCGCCAAACGUCUCGCCAAACGUCUCUACAACCUGGACGGCUUUAGGAAGUCUGAUGUGGCUCGACACCUGGGCAAGAAUAAUGAGUUCAGUCAGAUGGUGGCGGAGGAAUACCUCAGUAACUUUAACCUCUCUGGUCUGACCCUCGAUCAGGCGCUGCGGAUGUUUCUGAUGAAGUUCGCUCUCAUGGGAGAGACUCAGGAGAGAGAGAGAGUCCUCGCUCAGUUCUCCAGAAGAUACAGAGAGUGUAACCCAGAGACAGAGGCCACUGAAGACAGUGUCCACACUCUGACGUGUGCUGUCAUGCUGCUGAACACUGAUCUCCAUGGAAACAAUGUUGGGAAGAGAAUGUCCUGCAGUCAAUUCAUCGCCAACCUGGAGGGUCUCAAUGAUGGAAAAGACUUCCCCAAAGACCUGCUGAAGACUCUGUACAGCUCCAUCAAGAAUGAGAAGCUCCAGUGGACCAUUGAUGAGGAGGAGCUGAGGAAGUCCAUGUCCGAGUUGGCUGAUGUCCGAACAGACUCCGCCUCCCACACAAUGAAGCGACUGGGGAGUGGAGGAAACCCACUGGUGGGCGCGGCCCAGCAGGCCGACGGCGAGCUCUACAAGAGCGGCUUCCUGGUUCGAAAAGUCCAUGCCGAUCCUGACGGAAAGAGAACUCCGCGGGGUAAGAGGGGGUGGAAGUCUUUCUACGCCAUGCUGAAGGGGAUGGUGCUGUACCUGCAGAAGGAUGAGUACCGUGCAGAGCGAGAGCUGACGGACGAGGACGUGAAGAACGCCGUGUCCGUCCAUCACUCUCUGGCCAUGAGAGCCGCUGAUUACAGCAAGAGACCCAACGUCUUCUACCUGAGGACGGCUGACUGGAGGGUGUUUCUCUUCCAGGCAGUGAAUCCUGAACAGAUGCAGUCAUGGAUAACGCGCAUCAACGUGGUGGCUGCCAUGUUUUCUGCUCCUCCAUUCCCCGCAGCAAUUGGAUCCCAGAAGAGAUUCAGCCGUCCUCUGCUGCCAGGAUCCAACACCAAACUGUCCCAGGAGGAGCAGGUCAAAUCUCAUGAGAACCGCUUCAGGGCAGUUUCCUCCGAGCUGGCCGACCUCACAGACUCAACAGCUGAUCGUAAAGCCAAAGGUCGCGAGCUUGAGGAGCACAAACUGAGACAAGAAUACCUGGAGUUUGAGAAAACUCGCUAUGGUACGUACGCCAUGCUGCUUCGGGCCAAGUUGUCCAGCGGAGACGAGGACCUGUCGGCUUUCGAGUCGCGUCUGUUUGAUGAUGGGGGCCUGCAGAGGGCGCAUUCCAGCCCCACCCUGCCCCAGGACGUCCCCAACAAGGAGAAGACCCGCGGCACCAAGACAUCCAAAAGCUUAAAGGUCACAUCCUCCUCCUCGUCCUCGUCCUCGAAGGGCAGCAGCUCCAAAGAAGGGAGCAAGAAGAACGGCGGCGGGAGCAGCCAGCAGGGGGAGCUGCAGAAACAGAGCAGCAAACAGGAAGUGUCGCGGUAAAGUGGCACCACGAGGAUUCAGGUUCUAUAACAGCAUAAUGCUGGAGACGGACAUGAAGCCUCACAGGAACCAGGCUGGCAUCCUCUUUUAAACCUUUUCUGUUGAACCUCUCUCAGAUUCUGAUUGGCUGAGCAACAUACAGAGCUGAGGCAUCAGAGGUCAGCUGGUCAAAGCGCUCCUGUGAAGGGAUCCAACGCAUGACUAUUUUAGGAAACAAUAAGGCGGGAAAUGCACGGUGAAGACGUGGAUCUGAGUUUAUACAGACAGAGUGCAGACAGGAAACAGCUGGAGCCCUUCACAAUAAAAGCUUUAUUUAUUGGAGCCCUUCACAAUAAAAGCUUUAUUUUCUGUCAUGACUUCUUUUCAGGGACUCUCCCUUUGCUGGAUCUGAUUGGCUGGUCUGCCGGUACUUUAUUUUUCUAUCACACACUGACCUCCUGCACAGCCGCCGCUCUGCUUCUCCUAGAGACCAGCGGGGGAGCAGGUUGCCAUGCAAACCCCACAUGACUGACAGAGCAUAAGGAACUGUUGCCAAGGCGACCAAAAAAUGUGUGUGUGUGUGUGUGGGGGGGGGGAAUGAGUGCCGAGACCUUGAAGUCAGGACUCCCCCGCUCCACCAACAAACAGACGGAGGCUGAGAGGAUGCGUCACAGAGACAAACAGGAACACACACUCCUCCACACUGUAUGUGUGUGUGUGCCCCUUUAUGUGUGUGUGUGUGUGUGUGUGUGUGUGUGUGUGUGUGUGUGUGUGUGUGUGUGUGUGUGUGUGUGCGCGCAUGUGUGUGUAUGUGUGUGCGGCUGUUUUUCUUCAUGUGGUUUCUCUGAGCUCUGCUGGUUGGAGGAUUGUUACAGACUGCUGACUGGGACCAGAACUGCUGGAUCUGAUAUCAGGUCCAGUCUGUGAUUCUGUUCACUGUUGUUUUGCCCCGCAGGGAGCAGGAGGGAACUCUUGGCUGUUUCAAAAGUAAAAACUUUAUUGAAACACUCCUGACAUUAAAGAGGAGUAAAGCUGUGUUCCAGUCUGUGUCAGGUACCUUCAGUUACAGGUUUUAACCCGGGACUAUAGAAGGACUCUCAGGGCCUCCUGAUAACAAGGAGUCUAAUGAUAAAGAAGGUACAGGAUUUACAGACCUCAGUGUCAGUCUGACAGCAGUUUGGAGCAGUGUUGUGCUCUCUCAGUGGCUUGUCGUUUACCAACCUUCAGUGAAGACUUUUCUUUGUGCUGGAAACUAAAACAUAUUUGAAUCCGUCCACUUUAUCUCCUCCUGAUCAUGUGAUCUGACCAUGUGACCUGAUCAUGUGAUCUGACCAUGUGACCUGAUCAUGUGAUCUGAAUAUUUGUGACCUGAUCAUGUGAUCUGAUCAUGUGACCUGAUCAUGUGAUCUGACCAUGUGACCUGAUCAUGUGAUCUGAUCAUGUGACCUGAUCAUGUGAUCUGACCAUGUGACCUGAUCAUGUGAUCUGAUCAUGUGACCUGAUCAUGUGAUCUGACCAUGUGACCUGAUCAUGUGAUCUGACCAUGUGACCUGAUCAUGUGAUCUGAUCAUGUGACCUGAUCAUGUGAUCUGAUCAUGUGACCUGAUCAUGUGAUCUGACCAUGUGACCUGAUCAUGUGACCUGAUCAUGUGAUGUGAUCAUGUGAUCAGAUCAUGUGACCUGAUCAUGUGACCUGAUCAUGUGAGCUGACCAUGUAACCUGAUCAUGUGAUCAGAUCAUGUGAUCAGAUCAUGUGACCUGAUCAUGUAACCUGAUCAUGUGAUCUGACCAUGUGACCUGAUCAUGUGAUCUGAUCAUGUGACCUGAUCAUGUGAUCAGAUCAUGUGACCUGAUCAUGUGAUCAGAUCAUGUGACCUGAUCAUGUGAUCUGACCAUGUGACCUGAUCAUGUGACCUGAUCAUGUAACCUGAUCAUGUGAUGUGAUCAUGUGAUCAGAUCAUGUGACCUGAUCAUGUGACCUGAUCAUGUGAGCUGAUCAUGUGGCCUGAUCAUGUGAUCUGAUCAUGUGACCUGAUCAUGUGAUCUGAUCAUGUGGCCUGAUAAUGUAACCUGACCAUGUGACCUGAUCAUGUGAUCUGAUCAUGUGGCCUGAUCAUGUGACCUGAUCAUGUGACCUGAUCAUGGGAACUGAUCAUAUGGGAGUUGAUGUUAUUUAAAGUUUGUGUUUUGCUGUAAUGAUUUUGUUUUUUUUAAAUAAUCUUCUGAUUGUUGAUUAUCAGGAUCAGAAAGAGCGCUCUGCAGCAGAAGUGAACAUUUAACCCUUCAGAGCACACGGAGGCAAAGGCUUAGAGUUCCUUAUCCCUUCGAUGGGUAACCUGGGUAAAGAAGUUCUGAACAUGCAGUUACCUCCAGCUGCCACUUAGUGUCAGUCACAGUCUUCAGGUGACACAAAAACUCUGUUCACCUGUUUGAAUUUAUAUUUCAUAAAAAGAUGUUUUACCACAUCUUUAGUGAACAAACUUCAACUUCAGGAGAUUUAAAGUAUCAGUUUGAAUGAACAAUAACUGAUGACUGUUGGUGAUCUGAAUCAGUAAUUGAUAUCAAAUAACUGAGAUGGAGUUUAAAGUAAAUGUGAAGCUCAGAUAUAAAGACAUAAAGUCAUCUUAUUGUUCAUUCUGUUAUAUAACUGCAGUAUGAGUCAUGUUUCUCUGUUUCCUGGAAACUCUGUUUGUUUACAGAGCAGAGGUAAUGACAGAAAUGUUCACCAAGUGGCAGCAGAGGUGUUUCAUGUUUGAACUCUUUAUUUGUAAACCAAAUGUUGAUUUCUCUCUCUAAAAAACAGUUUCCUGUAUCGUUGCUUUCUUUGCUAAUAAUGAUAUUUAAAAUGACACUCCUCUGAUUGUUGUAUGGUGAUCAGUUCUGUGAAACUCUGAAGCUGGAAACUUUAAUCCCUUACAAUCAACUGUCUUCAGACAUCCUGAAAACACUGAAGGGAAUCUGGAACAGCUGGUCUCUGAGGAGAGAACGUCUCUGAGUGUUUCUCCUGAAAACAGUGGAGUUCAGACUCUUCCUCCUCAGUGAGGGAGGGAGCUCUUCAUGUUGAACUUACUACUGGAGUUUCUCUCACCGUUUGAUUCCUGCAGAAAAGGAAACUCUGAGAUCUCAGAGGAAAGGCGUGAAGGAGCUGGUCACUUUGGAGUUUUGUUGGACUGCAGAGACACUUUAAAAACUCCAUAGAGGAGAAUCACCAAGGUACAAACGGAACUAAGACUGAGCAGCUUUUUAAGACUAUUGUUUACACAUGACCUCCUAAAAGAUGGAACCACAGGACAUAACCUCCUGCAGUUUAUACUCUGUGUAUGAACAAAGAUGCUCAGAGAACAGACCACAGGCCUCGGAGCUCCACCCAGACAAAAACAAUUAGAGAUUCAAGACGCUGUACAAAGUUUCAGUAGUAAACAACAGCUAAAUAUCAAGGCGGUCAGAUAUCAGGGUCAUCUAUCCUGUCAUACAAGACUACACCAUCACUAAUAUAACACCAUACUACACAAUCACUUAUAUAACACCAGACUACACCAUCACUUAUAUAACACCAGUCUACACCAACACUUAUAUAACACCAGACUACAUCUGAACCAUCAAAAAUACAACACAAGACUACAUCUACAUCAUCACUUAUAUAACACCAGACUACACCAACACUUAUAUAACACCAGACUACAUCUGAACCAUCAAAAAUACAACACAAGACUACACCAUCACUUAUAUAACACCAAACUACAUCUACACCAUCACUUAUAAAGCACCAGAAUACAUCUACACCAUCACUUAUAAAGCACCAGAAUACAUCUACACCAUCACUUAUAAAGCACCAGAAUACAUCUACACCAUCACUUAUUCAACACAAGACUAUAUCUACAUCAUCACUUAUAUAACACCAGACUACAUCUACACCAUCACUUAUAAAGCACCAGAAUACAUCUACAUCAUCACUUAUAUAACACCAGACUACAUCUACACCAUCACUUAUAAAGCACCAGAAUACAUCUACACCAUCACUUAUAAAGCACCAGAAUACAUCUACAUCAUCACUUAUUCAACACAAGACUAUAUCUACAUCUACAUGAUCACUUAUAAAGCACCAGAAUACAUCUACAUCAUCACUUAUAUAACACCAGACAACAUCUACACCAUCACUUAUAUUACACCAGACAACAUCUACACCAUCACUUAUAUUACACCAAACUACAUCUACAUCAUCACUUAUAUUACACCAGACAACAUCUACAUCACCACUUAUAUUACACCAGACAACAUCUACAUCAUCACUUAUAUUACACCAGACAACGUCUACACCAUCACUUAUGUAACACCGGACUACAUCUACACCAUCCCCUAUAUUACACCAGCCAACAUAGACACCAUCACUUAUAUAACACCACACAACAUCUACACUAUCACUAAUGUAACAACGGACAACAUCUACACCAUCAAUUAUAUUAUGCCAGACUACAUCUACACCAACACUUAUAAAAUCCCAGACCUUAUCUACACCAUCACUUAUACAACACAAGACUAUCUACAUCUACACCAUCACUUAUAUAACACCAGACUACAUCUACACCAUCACUUAUAUAACACCAGACUACAUCUACACCAUCACUUAUAUAACACCAGACUACAUCUACACCAUCACUUAUUUUACACCAGACUACAUCUACACCAUCACUUAUAUAACACCAGACUACAUCUACACCAUCACUUAUAUAACACCAGACAACAUCUACACUAUCACUAUUGCAACACCAUACUACAUCUACACCAUCACUUAUAUAACACCAGACAACAUCUACAUCUACAAUAUCACUUAUAUAACACCAGACUACAUCUACACCAUCACUUAUAUAACACCAGACAACAUCUACAUCUACAAUAUCACUUAUAUUACACCAGACUACAUCUACACCAUCACUUAUAUAACACCAGACUACAUCUGCAUCUACACCAUCACUUAUACAACACCGGACUACAUCUACACCAUCACUUAUACAACACAAGACAACAUCUACAACAUCACUUAUACAACACAAGACAACAUCUACAACAUCACUUAUAUUACACCAGACAACAUCUACACCAUCACUGAUAUAUAUAAGUAUAUAUAUAUCCAGAUUGAUUGAAUGACCUCAGAGUGAGUCUCAGUGUAAAGACUGUAACUCCCAUCAUCCAUAAGGAAUACUUAUUUUUAAGUGUUUUUGAUUAGGCUGAGUCUCUGUCCUCCAGUCUCCUUUGUCUGGAUCCAAAUGUCCACUUCCUGUACUUGUGAAGCUGAAACCCUCACACUUUCUCAGUGCUGCUGAGCUGUGUGCAGCUCAUGUAACUUACUUACUCCUGUCUCGCCUCUUUCAGAUAAACUCUGGCCUCUGGAUGAUCUCUGACAUGUUGGUUCAGGAGGAAUCUGCUGAUUGAUCUGAUGCUGACACAUUAACAGACAGAAGAGAUUUCACGCUGCUGUGCUGUUUGAGCCCCGGGUCGGGGUCUUAUUUACUCCUCAGAUAACAGUAUAAGUGGUGUGUGUGUGUGUGUGUGUGUGUGUGUGUGUGUGUGUGUUUGUGUGUGUGUGUGUGAGUUUUUGUGUGUGUGUAUUUGGGUGUGUGUGUUGCAUUGUGCGGUGUAAAGCAGCUUACAAGAACUGUCAUGGCCGCUUUUAGCUCAUUGUCUUUGUCCAAACCUGUAAAUAAAGAUUUGACUUUAAUGAAGCCAUACUGUAGCCGGGCUGCGGCCUGGCUGCUCGCUGCGUUUAGAGCACUUUGUUUAGAUAUUUGAGAAUAAAGCUGAACCUCCUCACAGGA
Notolabrus celidotus (New Zealand spotty) is the source of this 9647-nucleotide messenger RNA. It is a transcript of the gene psda, whose product is annotated as pleckstrin and Sec7 domain containing a. Gene Ontology annotation, biological process: regulation of ARF protein signal transduction. The transcript is spliced from 18 exons. Bases 256 to 3855 code for a protein of 1199 amino acids. The record is from RefSeq and is a predicted model, not a curated record. Gene Ontology annotation, molecular function: guanyl-nucleotide exchange factor activity. Lineage: Eukaryota; Metazoa; Chordata; Actinopteri; Labriformes; Labridae.